This is a messenger RNA of Sclerotinia borealis F-4128, 1155 nucleotides long. NCBI's taxonomy places the organism in Eukaryota, Fungi, Ascomycota, Leotiomycetes, Helotiales, Sclerotiniaceae. The record is from the annotation of a GenBank genome assembly.
AUGUCCUCCAAACCCGUCAAGAAAGUUCACUACACAUCAUCCACCAAAGGAUCAUCUGUUCACGGCGGACCAUCAUCCACACCACCCACAUCAUCCAAACCCAGUUCUUCCCCCCGUCGUCCCUCUUUCUCCCACCAACGACACCCUUCCGAUUCAGGCGUCGGUUCCUCCUCCUCCAACUCUGCCACUGCCCAGGUAAACUCUACCUCUUUCUACACAGACAAAGAACGCGACGAGCAGCGACGCAACGUAGGUGCUCUCAACGAAUUAGUCCAAACCCUCAAAGAACGAGUACAAAUACUCGAACUCAAGAACCUCAACCUCGAAAAUGAUCUCUCAGAAAGCAACCGCGAGAAACGCGAAUUCCGGCGCGAAGCCGAGGAUCUUCAGCGCACGAUCGAUGAAAUGAGAAAAGAAAAGAGUCGAGCCAAAGAUGGCCGAGAGGGCAAAGAAAGCGACGGGAUACGCAUCCGCGGUUCAGAUCUCCAUACCACACCUGAGAAAAAAGAAAAAAGCGACCGGAUACCCGUAACCAUAGUAGAACGCAACACACCACCCAUGACACGGCGAGAAAAAGAGCGCGAUUUGGAAGCGCGAAUGAGGGAAGAAGAACGUCUGCGUUCGCAACACUUAGCGCGAGAACGCAGGACUAGUUAUCGGGAUACGCCGGCUCCACUUCCUUCUUCUUCUUCCCCGUUGUACGAUUAUGAUGUGAAGACUGUGCAUCCUGGUUCUGGUUUUAGUGCUCGAUAUCGCGACGAAUUCGAAGAGCGCGAAAAACGUCUUUCGGGUACUCCGCCGGCUGCUUCUUCUAGUAAAUUGCAUAAUCCGUUUACGCCGUUGGGUUCGGUGGGGAGUGGUGCGAAUGCGAAUGCGAAUGCGGGGAGAGUGAGGAGGGCUAGUGUUAGUUAUGGGAAUGGGAGUGGGAUUGCGAAUGGGAUGUCGGCGGGGACAUAUACGGGGAGGAGGGAGAGGGAGCGCCAGGAGGUGCCGUAUGUGAGGGGGGAGGUACCGGUUAAUGUGGGGAUAUCGAUCUCGGGUGGGACGAGGGGGUCUAGGUUGAGUGGGGGGAGUAGUGGGGGGAGUGUGGGUGCUGGUGUGGAUGAUUUGUUCCCGAAUGAUGGGAAGUAUCAUCCUUAUCCUUUGGAUUCUUGA